This is a messenger RNA of Sinocyclocheilus rhinocerous, 1385 nucleotides long. Its product is annotated as probable palmitoyltransferase ZDHHC4. Gene Ontology annotation, cellular component: endoplasmic reticulum; Golgi apparatus. The record is from RefSeq and is a predicted model, not a curated record. Gene Ontology annotation, biological process: protein targeting to membrane; peptidyl-L-cysteine S-palmitoylation. The transcript is spliced from 7 exons. Gene Ontology annotation, molecular function: protein-cysteine S-palmitoyltransferase activity. Bases 272 to 1309 code for a protein of 345 amino acids. NCBI's taxonomy places the organism in Eukaryota, Metazoa, Chordata, Actinopteri, Cypriniformes, Cyprinidae.
ACAAAGUCGCUUAUAUACGUAGUGGCGGGUAGUUUAUUUCUAGAAUGCAGUAGUGUAAAACGUUUUAAUUAUUUAUGUAAAAUUAUAUAAUUAAAUACCUACUUAUGCUUAUUUGUUGAGGCAAGUCGUUAUGUUUUGACCAGACCAGGUUUCUUGUUUUGUGUAAAGAUCUGGCAACAGUGUUCUGUAUUCACGUCUGCUUCACCACACUACGGUCUGCACGGGAAAAAAGGUGUGAGGAUGGUGCUGAGUUGAAUAAAGGUAGUGGCAAAUGGACUUCCUCACUCUGUUUGGUAUAUAUGUGGCAGUGGUGCUCACCUGCAUCGCUCUGGUUUGUAAGUAUUCAGGACAUCAGCAGACUCUUCUCUGUCUGCUUUUGGACAAGUUCACAGGGAUCGUCUCGCCAUGGAUCCCACAAUGUAUCCAAAGCUUUUGCUACAGAUCUAUGCACAGGCUGUUCCAUCAAAGGAACAACUUCUUCCUUUUCUUGCACCUGUUACUUGAAGUGGUUGUGUAUGGAGAAUUCUCCUAUGAAGCCUUUGGCUUCUGUUUGGACAUGGGCACAAGUUCAAUCAGUUUGAGCAUUCCUUAUGUCCUCCUUGCAGUGAAGUCUUAUCUCUUCUACCUGUGUUGUAGCAGAGACCCAGGCACAUUGACAAAGGCAAACCAUACUGCACAACUGAAGGUCUACCAGUAUGAUGAAAAACUGUUCCAGCAGGGAGUCCGGUGUUCAACCUGUCAGCUGCUCAAACCUGCCCGAUCCAAACACUGUCGGGUUUGCAAUCGAUGUGUGCAGAGAUUCGACCAUCAUUGUGUGUGGGUGAAUAACUGCAUUGGUGCCCAGAACACCAGAUACUUCCUGCUGUACCUCCUGAGUGUGUGUGCCAUGGCAGGUGAUAUCGCAGUCCUUACAGCAGACAUGUUGCUCCAAGCUGUUCUACGAACUGGACUCCUGCAUGCUCACUACAUUGAUGAGCAGGGUGAGCAACAGCCUGCUGGACCGAUAUUUAUCAUCCAGCAUCUCUUUCUGACAUUUCCAAGGAUCGUCUUCAUGCUAGGCUUCUUGGUAUUUGUCUUUUUCCUCUUGGCGGGUUAUUCCAUGUUUCACAUGUAUUUAGCUUUGAUAAAUCAAACCUCCAAUGAGUGGUUUAAAGGAAAAGGUCACAACUGCCAGCAUUGCCAUCCAUACUCUGCACACAACUGCCGGACCUCAUACAAUCCAUUUAGAGGUUUCUAUCACAGGGGAAUCCUCAAAAACCUUGGGGAAAUCUUUUGGCCCCUAUGUCCUGCACAGAAAAAAGAGAACUAGAGAAAGUGUAUUAUUGUUCUUACACCGUGUCUACAACGGAUGUGACUGUUGUCGCUACAGCUUGAGGCUGUCUACA